CGUCGCAGAUGACAGAAAACCACGCCGUAGUCUCUCUCGUUUGCCGAAAGCCGAAACGAAAAAUCUCCAUUGCUGGUUUGCUGCCUGCGCUCAGUCAGUUUCGAGCGAGCAAGUUGAGUGCCCGUCGUACAUCGUACAUCGUACAUACCACCUCCUCGAACACCAACAAAAACCGCUAUUAUUAUAGAAGAAUCCAUUUUAAUAUUAAAGAUAAUAAUUCUAUUUAUAUUUUUCUACCGGUAAACCGCGUGAAUUUUAACCAUAAAAUUAGUCGUUUAUUCAUCGUGUUCCCGCGCAAGUAACCCUCUCCCCGUUUGUUUUUGCAUGUGACUAGGACCCCAUUUGUUUCGACGACAAUCACAACUACGUACACCAUUUUGUGUGACAAUUCAGAAAAUUAUGCCUACAAGUUUAUUUCCGGAUAUGGAGAGAGCGAGUGGAAUUGGGGAUGAACGGGCGUUACAGUUAGCCCUAGAGCUUUCGAUGCUCGGAUUUAACGAGCCCUUGGGCCCCGUUACCGUGCCAGAAUCGGUUGAUCCCAAUGGAGACUUAAGCGCAGCUUUCGUCAAUCCCCUGGGGAAUCCUCUAGACGAAGUCAGAUCUAAGAAAUCUCAAAACAUGACUGAAUGUGUCCCUGUGCCCAGUUCAGAACACGUUGCUGAAAUCGUAGGAAGACAAGGUUGCAAAAUUAAAGCCCUUCGUGCCAAAACCAACACAUAUAUAAAAACACCAGUGCGCGGGGAGGAACCCGUUUUCGUCGUAACCGGUCGCAAAGAAGACGUAGCAAAGGCCAAGCGGGAAAUCCUUAGCGCCGCCGAACAUUUCUCGCAGAUUCGAGCAUCUAGGAAGAACAAUCUCGCUGGAUUGGGAAGUGGUGCCAGCACGCCCCCCGGACCGCCAGCCAACAUCCCUGGACAUGUCACAAUUCAAGUUAGGGUACCUUACCGGGUGGUGGGACUCGUAGUCGGACCCAAAGGUGCCACAAUUAAAAGAAUCCAACACCAGACUCACACGUAUAUUGUAACCCCUAGCAGAGACAAGGAACCCGUGUUCGAAGUAACCGGUUUGCCAGAGAGCGUAGAAUCAGCAAAGAGAGAAAUCGAAGCUCACAUCGCCAUGCGUACAGGCAACACCGCCGCCCUUACUGGCUUACCGUCGUUCGGUGGCCUGGAGGACAACGAAAUAUUCGCUUCACUUUGCAAGCAAGGGCUCAGCUCGAUCUUAAACUACAUGGAACCCGCCCAGGAUCAGUUUCCCGCUAUGACCUCCUCGACAGGCAGUAGUGGUGCUUUUUCCUCCAGCGGAUCUUGCAGUAGCAGCUCGAGUUCAAUUGGAGGACGCGAUUUGGGAACUAUUUGGGGAUCCACCGAUAGGGAUGAGGGUCUAGGAGAUAGCCCGAGUUUCGAUACGUCAACUGCUUUGUCUAGUAUUUGGUCAUAUCCUACGGUGCCGGUGCCUUCAAGGCCCAGUCCCACUAACAGUACCAGUCCUGCUGAUUCGCUGCUCUCUUCUAGUACGAAGUGUUUGGUGUGCAAUGAUGCUAAGGUCACACAUGCGUUAGUCCCAUGCGGUCAUAAUUUCUUCUGUAUGGAGUGCGCCAACAGAGUAUGCGAAGGUAACGAAGCUCAGUGUCCGGUUUGUUCUCUACCAGCGAUUCAGGCCAUCAGGAUCUUCUCCCCUAAUCCUUAAAUUCGUUUUGUUGAGGAAAUGAUCUCGUAUAUUCCCUUUUUGGUGCCUCUUUGGGCAGAUUUUACCGUCGCCUUUUAAAUCAGAAAUUUAAAGGCCAUUUUUUUAUCAUCUUAUCAAAAGCAAUAAUAAUAUUUCUUCUUGCAGUAUUCGAGUCCCAGUAUUAUUUAGUUUUGAUGAAAAAAAGCGUAUGGUAAAGUUUGCUUAAAAAAAAACCAUCACAUUCCCCACCUCCCCCCAAGGGUCUCCAUAUAAUCCUGUGUUCAGCCCGGGGCCGGAGCUUAUUCCUAAAAAUUAAAAUUCAAAAAAAAAAAAAAGAAAUCAUACAACGAAUCUUCAAAAAAAAAUUUUUUUACUUGUUAACUUUUUUACGUAUUAUUAAUUUAAAGAAAGGUACGAGCCUGUGCCUCGGGCGUAGUCAUCGCGUAUGCCAGUUCAUAUAUUUCCUUUUAUUAUUAUUAUUAUUAUUACCGUUUUUAUAUUAUUAUUAUUAUUAUUAUUAUUAAUACUACUAGUUUUAGAAUCGUGAGUUAAUUUUUUUAUAUUUAUAAAUCGAGCUCUACAAGUGUCAUAAAAAAUGUUUUAGGUAGCUAAAUGUGCACUUCUAGACCUCAGUAUUAUUUUGUUUCGUUUUCUUGAACGUAUAUAUCAGUAGAUCCAAAAUUGGUGGGUUAAUGGUUGAUUCUAUGAAGUUCUCAUAUCAGUUUUCCAGAUAAGCAAUGCAUUUUAAAAAAUUUUAAAUAAAGGUUGCUUUAGACUUGAAAGUUCGAAAAAUCAUUCUAGUGACUGAUAUAUGAAAGAAUGUCCCCAGAAAUAUAGUUUUUUUUUAAAUUUAUUGUUGUAACGAACCCUGAUAGAUGAAAAUAUUUUUUUAUUUAUCUUGUUUCAUCUAAAGAAUUAAUAGUUUUAUUUUAGGUUGUUGGAAUUAGAUCUGAUUAACGUCUAACUUGUAUACUUCCAAUAACCACUUUGUUUUGGAUCUGCUCAUAUAAAUAUUUUAAAAACUAGACGUAAAAUUCGUGACUAUUUCUAUAAAAGACAAAAGAGCGACACCAUAUAUAUUAUUAAAAACUAUUUAAGCAUAUACAUUUUUAUAUUAUAAAACUAUUUCGUUAAUUUUUAAAAAUAUAUUUUUUUAAUUUCGUCUUCUGCCAUUGAUAUAUAAAUACGUGAACUCGAUCACACUCUUCAACAAGUCUGACAUCAGCAAUUCUCAAAAAUAUUAUUUAAGUGAUUCGUAAUAAAAAGAAAUAUUUAACAUUUGAUAGAGUUAAAUUAAACGUAAAUAGCAAAAAUAAAAAAAAAAUUAAAUAUAUAUUCGGAUUUGCGAGUGAGAAUAUUUAGUAUUUUAGAGAGCAUAAAUGGUAAAUGGAGUGCAUCUGGGUUAAGAAAGUUAUUAAAUAAAAGACGGACUCGUGUGGCUUCGUGGCUAUUCGGCUGUGAUCGUCAAACAACUGCCAUCGCGCAACUACGCAGGUUCCGCGCGAUAUGACUCGUUUCGUAAAUAAUUAUAAAAAUGUCGCGAAAAAAUAAUUAUCAACAUUUUCAUUUUGAUGUCUAGCAUGAAAUUACGAUUUAAAAAAAUGUCGAUCUUCUAAUAAAUUUAAACCUGGCCGGCAUUUGAGACGAAGUCAUAUCGUGAACGUACACCCCUAAUAACAACAUACAUAUCCAUUAAUUGUUAGUUAAAGCCCUUUUAUUGUUGAUUGUUUUGUUAUAAUGUGUGAUGCAUAUAUUUCUAUAUACUUUAAAUAAGUUCUACUAUGACUAUAAAUUAUUUUAUAAUUGUGCGCGCCGGACCUGCGCGUGUUGUUCUUGGUUGUCAAUUGUCGUUUUCUUUCUCUGUUUUUCUUUUGGGUCGAUAUUGUGAACGAGUUAAUAAUUUGAUGUGAAUCUCGUUUAGCAAUAGUAACUCAGAUUCACUGAAAUUAAUUUGAUUCCUAAUUUACGACCUAACAUGAAAAUCAUAACAUUUAAAUUCAAAAUAAGUAACAGUUCUAAGUGAAACAAAUCAGUAAGGCUGUCUGCUCGCGAGUCCGUCCGCCCCCUCGCCCCUUGAAUCUGAUUUUCCAGUAUUCACCCGUCAUCAUUAAAAAUCAAUUAAUCACCGCCAUUUUUGAUAUACGUGACUUGGUGCGUUAUUAUCAUUAACGGAUCAGCAAUAAGGCUUUUAAAUAUUUAUGUAGUUGAAAUUUAGCGGUGCUGAUUUUUUCGAAGCUUAUGGGGAAUAUUUCAUGUGUUCGGUUUUGUAUUCCCGGGAUAAGGCAGAAGAAAAAUAAUAAUAAAAAUAUGCCUAUUCUUGUUUAAUAAUUUAUCCUGAAGUCCGCCAUAUUGAUGUUCAUGCCUCGUAGAAUUAAACCUUUCAAAGAUUUCCCAUAAGUGAGAAUGCAUUUCUCCUUACUUGAAACCUUAUUUGGUGUUUAGAUAAUUCUUUCGUCCUGCGCCGCCGCCGCGCCCUCAGCCUGUUUUAUAUGCGCUUAUAUAUUACUUAUUAAUAUAUGUAUUAUCUAUUAUAUAUAUAUAUUUAAAUAUUAAGAAGCUAUAUUUUGUUUUUAUUUAUUUUUUUAUGUACUAUUUGAAAAUUGUCGUUAUAGAUAAAUUAUAUAUAUAUAUUUUAUUAUAAUAUUAUUAUUCUUGCUUGCUGGGGCGGGGGUGUCGGAACGGCCGGACUAGUUUUAGUUUAAGUUUGUUUACAUACGUACACUUGUAUAUAAGUUGUUGUUUGUAGGGUUAAUAUACUUAUUAUUUUAUUUUUUUACAUAUUUUUUAAAUACACGUUAGUACAAGUUCAUGUUUUUCGUGUGUAGUGACUAUAUCAGAGCGAUUAGUUAUAUUUUAUAUUUGAUAUUUUACGGCUCUUCUCGAAAGUUGCGCUUUUGUGUUUUUUUUUUAAAUUUAAGCGUGUUUUUCUGUUUAGAAAUUUAUCUAUUCGGUAGUUUUUUUUCGUUUUUUUUUUCAUAGUAGCGACUGACUGCAAGAUUUUUAAGUUUUGGUUUUAUAAUUCUUUCAGGUAACUAAAGUGAUUGACGAUAAUGACUUUUUGACUUUUUUUAAUGAAUAAGACUAAACUACGUCAGAUCAACUUAGUUGUCCUAAAAGAACAUAUCUAGCAAAUAAUUUUUAGAUUUUUACUACUCCUACUUUUAUAUGUUUACUUUGCUACCAAAUAAAAGUUCGUGAUUUAUA
Messenger RNA from Anthonomus grandis grandis, 4872 nucleotides. RefSeq names its product RNA-binding protein MEX3B (gene Mex-3). The transcript is spliced from 4 exons. The record is from RefSeq and is a predicted model, not a curated record. Lineage: Eukaryota; Metazoa; Arthropoda; Insecta; Coleoptera; Curculionidae. Bases 400 to 1689 code for a protein of 429 amino acids. Gene Ontology annotation, molecular function: RNA binding.